AUGGGCCUCACCAACCCCUCGCCGCUCGCGACCGCGGCAGCAUCAGCAGCAGCAGCAUCAGCAACAGCAGCCGCCGCCGCCGCCACCCGCCAAUACCUCCACCCGACGCCGAAGCCCGUAAGCCUCAUCGAGUUCACCGACGCCCUCCGCGCCGCGGCCCCGCCCCGGUUCCCUCAUGCCCGCACCUCGCAGCCGCGCCGCAUCGGGCUCGCCGUCUCGGGCGGCGUCGACUCCAUGGCCCUCGCCUACCUCUUCAACCGCCUCCGCGAGGUGAACCCGCUCGUGCGCGUCGUCGACAACCCGCUGACCAAGAUCUCGGCCCUCGUCGUCGACCACGGGCUCCGCCCCGGCAGCGACGCCGAGGCCCAGGGCGUCGCCCGCGAGCUCAGGACCCUCCGCUACCUGCGCGCCCACAUAGACAGGGUGAACUGGAGGGCCGAGGGCGUCGAGGGCGACCCGGCCGCCCUGCCCAACCUCGAGAGCGCCGCCCGCCGCGCCCGCUACCGCCGCCUGGGCAUCUUCUGCGCCGCCCUGCACAUCGAGAGCCUCUUCCUCGCCCACCACCAGGACGACCAGCACGAGACGGUGCUGAUGCGCCUGCUCGCCGGCCACGGCAGCCGCGGGCUCCGGGGCAUCUCGCCCGCCGCCAACAUCCCCGAGUGCUACGACAUGCACGGCGUCUACGAGAGCGGCCACGUCGACGACCAGAUGAUGCCGAUCCCGCACGUCAGCUUCCGCCCGCACAAGAAGGACUGGAAGUCGAUGCGCAUGGAGCUGCGGUCCGAACUCGACAUGGACCUCUACGCCGCCGAGCUGCGCGCCGGUUUGCAGGUCGACUGGCACGAGAGCCCCUACGUCGGCGGCGGCACUGCCACCGACGCGCUCUCCCGCGCGGCGAGCUCGGCGUCCGCCAGGGCGAGGGCCGCCGCCGCCGCCGCCGCCGCGCGCAACAUGCCGCGCAUCAGCGUCGAGGACGCCGGCGUCAUGAUCUACCGCCCGCUGCUCGGCUUCGGCAAGGACAGGCUCGUGGCCACAUGCGAGGCCAACAACGUCCGCUGGUUCGAGGACUCCACGAACAAGGACCGCACGCUGACCAUGCGCAACGCCGUGCGCCACAUGGUGCGCGAGCACGCCCUGCCCGCCGCCCUGCGCAAGGACAACGUCCUGCGCCUCGCGGCGCGGUGCGACGCCCGCGUCAGGGGCCAGGAGCACGAGGCGGACCGGUGGCUGCGGAGGUACUCGGACGCCGAGUUCGAGCCCAACGUCGGCACCCUGGCCGUUCGGCUGCCCGACAUGGGGGUGCCCGGCGGUGGCGGCCGGGCGGCGGCGCGGGGGACGAGGACGAGGACGAGGACGAGGAAGUCGGUUUACGACGACGCGAGGCGCGAGCUGCGGCUCGCGCACAGGCGGCUCAUCGCUGCGCUGAUAGUGCGCAGGCUCGUCGCCUUCGUCUCGCCAGACCGCAACCCGCCGCAGCUGUCGUCGCUGCAGACCGUGGUCGGCAGGCUCUUCCCCGCGCUCGCCGACCCCUCCGACCCCGCGACCCCGCCCAAGGCCUUCAACCAGGCCUCGGUUCUCUUCCUCCCCGUCGCGCCCGGCAGGUGGUACCUCGUCCGCGAGCCCUACCCCUCGCUGCACCCGCCGCCCGAGAUGGACUUCUACACGGCCAAGAACCUGGACGACCAGCGGUACCCGAUCUUCCCGCCGAUCAAGCGGGACCGCCCGCCGGCCGAGGCCGCCGACGCUGAGGACGCCGGAGGCGACGGCGACAAGCCCGCGGAGGCGAGGGUGGUGGCGGACAAGGAGAGGAUCGCGCAGCUGCACCGCCAGCCGCUGCCGUCGCAUGAGUUCAAAUCGAGGCGGUGGUACUCGUGGCGCCGCUUCCGGCUCUGGGACGGGCGGUUCUGGGUCCGCGUCCGGGGGCGCGUCAAGGCCGUGUUCCGCGUCGCGCCGUUCGCGCCCAUCCACGCCAAGGCGUUCCGGGAAGCCCUGGGUCCGGGCCAGUCCCCGCCAGCGGCUGGCGGUGCCGACGCAGACGCAGACGCAGACACCCCAUCCAACAUCCGCCCCGAAGAGUCCGCCUACGGCGGCAGCAGCAGCGUCACCGGCGACGACGGCGACGACGCCAGGGCGCGCCUCGAGGGGAUGCUGAAACGCUUCGCGCCGGGCAAGGUGCGGUACACGCUGCCGGCGCUGUACGCCGUCAACCGCGACGAGGAGACGGGCGAGGAGAUGCUGCGGAUGCUCGCGCUGCCGACGCUGGGCGUCUGCCUGCCCGGGCUGGAGCGGUGGGUGCAGUACGAGUUCCGGUACCGCAAGGUGGACAUGGGGCUGCUGGACGGCAUCGCGAGGGGCGGCGACAGCGGCAGCAGCAGCAGAACAGGCGAGAGGACCCCGAGGGCGGCCGCGGUGCUGAGGAAGAGGGCGCUGGAGGAGGGCAAGGCCGAGGAGAGGGUGAGGAGGCGGCUCAACGGCGUGAGGCGGGAGAGGCUGAGGGGGGCGCGGGCGAAGACGAGAGUCGCGGUUUAG
This is a messenger RNA of Colletotrichum graminicola M1.001, 2529 nucleotides long. Its product is annotated as PP-loop family protein. Gene Ontology annotation, molecular function: ligase activity, forming carbon-nitrogen bonds; ATP binding. The coding region runs from base 1 to 2529 and encodes 842 amino acids. NCBI's taxonomy places the organism in Eukaryota, Fungi, Ascomycota, Sordariomycetes, Glomerellales, Glomerellaceae. Gene Ontology annotation, biological process: tRNA processing. The record is from RefSeq and is a predicted model, not a curated record. The transcript has a single exon.